Molecule: messenger RNA, 324 nt
Organism: Knipowitschia caucasica
Lineage: Eukaryota; Metazoa; Chordata; Actinopteri; Gobiiformes; Gobiidae
Source: the annotation of a GenBank genome assembly
AUGAUUGUCAGCCUCCUGCUUUCUUUUGGGGUUUUCUGGUUGCCGUACCUCACCGUGACGACAGUUUGCUUUGUGUUUGAGUUUGGGGUCCCCGCCUACAUCAGCGUGAAUCUCCUUUGGGUGCAGUGUGUCAAUAGUAUGUUGGCUGGAGUGGUGUUUUGGCUGAGGAGUGAUACAGUGGGGCCUUACAGCAGUGUGCCUGAUCAUGUUUGUUUGUGGCAGGCUUACUGGCAGCUCAGCACAGAGACACAGAUGCAGAAGCAGCUCACUGUGGCCAUGUUUAACCCUUCAAAGAGCAAAGAAAGUACAGCAUUUGACGUUUGA